GUACUUACAUUUGAGUUGCACACUUGAGUUUCUUUUAUUUGUUGCUGCAACACAAGCCACGGGUUAUACUUACAGAAAAUAAACUUUUUAGUUACUUUACAGUGAAUAUGAUGCAUUUGAUUGCGCCACCAGGAACCUCCAUUGAAAAGGAAAGACAAUCAGAAAUACAAUCUGAAGGCAAUGAGAAGGAAUGUUCCACCUGGCCAUUAGCCGUAAAAUUGUCUUGGACAACGAUGCACGUAAUUGAUCACAAGAUGUUUAUUGCCGCUCGACGAAUACAAUCCUACUGGCGUGCGUACCGCAUUCGUAAUCUGCUCCAUCGGCGCUGGCAUGCUGCAGUUGUCAUUCAGCGCUGGUGGCGCGGCUUCCGGAUUCGGCGCAUCCUGUGGGAGCUGGUAGAGAGGCGUUUGCAACACACGCUCCACGAGCACUUCAAUCAAGCGGCCAUCCGCAUUCAGGCCCUGUUUCGGGGUUGGCAAGACAGACGCUACGUCCAUGAUGUACAAAACCUGCACGGCAUGCAAACCUCCGCCGCCGAAGAACUUAUCAGUUGCUUCAUUCUCCAGUUUCAUCAAAUUAAGAAAACCGAAUCUCUCCCAGGCCUCUUUUCACUGCGAAAUUCAGUCUGCCUACCAAAGGUGGAAAAACUGAUGGCCACAAUGGUGUACCGCUUUCACAAUGGUCGGGUGUUAUCUAUGGUGGCCAACAUGAUGACCCAAAACGAGGACCAUCGCAAGUACUUUGAAUCCGCUAGAUUCCGUACCCAGUUACCCUAUGCCGGGCCGAAUGUAAACCAAAUGUGUCAUAUAACAGAAGAAGACAAAGUGGAAGUCAAGGACUUAACUAUAGAUCGACGAUAUGGACAAAUAGUUGCCGAGUAUGAGGAAUCCCAGCUACAUAAACAAUUAAGAGAUAGCCAUCGGCGUUCUAAGACUCGCAAAGUUCAGGGACAGUUGGGCCAUAUAAAGUCUCAGGAAAUGGCUGCAAAACGCAAAUUCUGUGCGGAUGUCAAAGAUCGCUUGCUUAAAUGGAAGUUGCGGAGCGGAGCCGACGUCAAUAUUGACAAAAUUUUUUUGCAAAGUCCAGGUGUGGAAUUCCUGAAUAAUUGUUUCAACAUGGAGAUCCCACAAGUCCUUUAUGAUUAAGCUAUUUGAGAUAAAUUCAAAGUGCAACAGACAUACAUUUUUAUACAUUACAAAACCUUCUCACAUACUUAGCCAAAAGGUUUUUGAAUUAUUAAACUUAUAUCACUUGGGUAUAAACAAGAAUUGCAA
Messenger RNA from Drosophila eugracilis, 1274 nucleotides. RefSeq names its product spermatogenesis-associated protein 17. The record is from RefSeq and is a predicted model, not a curated record. The transcript is spliced from 5 exons. Gene Ontology annotation, molecular function: protein binding. Gene Ontology annotation, cellular component: spindle pole. Lineage: Eukaryota; Metazoa; Arthropoda; Insecta; Diptera; Drosophilidae. Gene Ontology annotation, biological process: spindle organization; mitotic cell cycle; establishment of meiotic spindle localization. Bases 108 to 1145 code for a protein of 345 amino acids.